Molecule: messenger RNA, 1046 nt
Organism: Hippocampus zosterae (dwarf seahorse)
Lineage: Eukaryota; Metazoa; Chordata; Actinopteri; Syngnathiformes; Syngnathidae
Gene: ubtd2
Product: ubiquitin domain containing 2
Exons: 3
Coding region: 158-871 (237 amino acids)
Molecular function (GO): protein binding
Source: RefSeq, a predicted model, not a curated record
AAGCAGGCCACGAUAAGGAUGCAAGGUCGCACAUGAGGAGACGACGUGGACCGGAGAAGGACGCGAGGGGGACGCCACGCAGCGCAGCGCCGCGGUGGGGCGGAGAGGGGAGGGGGCGCAGGCGGCGAGCGACCCGGGCCGCCGAACCGAACCACCCAUGGGCGGCUGCGUGGGGAGCCGGCACGACUCCUCGGGCAGCUUGAACGACAACUCGGACGGAACCGGAGUGGCCCUGGGGCGCAACCAGCCGCUCAAGCGCGAGCGUCCCAAAUGGAAAAGCGACUACCCCAUGACGGAGGGCCAGCUGCGUAGCAAGCGCGACGAAUUCUGGGACACGGCGCCGGCGUUCGAGGGCCGCACCGAGAUCUGGGACGCCCUGAGGGUGGCCGCCGGCGCCUUCGAGAGGCAAGACCACCAGCUCGCCCAGGCCAUCCUGGACGGCGCCAGCGUCACUCUGCCGCACGGCGCGCUGAGCGAGUGCUACGACGAGCUGGGCAACCGCUACCGGCUGCCCGUCUACUGCCUGGCGCCGCCCGUCAACAUGAUCGAGGAACGCCGCGACGAGCCCGACGCCUCCGACCGGGACUCGGGGGGAGCCGACUCGGACGGCGGCGGCGAGCGGCCGCUGCGCCUGCGCCUCUCCACGGGGCGCGACCUGCGCCUGCGCGUGCGGACGAGCGACACGGUGGGCGCCAUGAAGCGGCGCCUCCAGGCUCAGGAGGGCGUGCCCGCCGCCGCCCAGCGCUGGUUUUUCUCGGGGCGCCCGCUCACCGACAGGCUGCGAUUGGAGCACAUCAACGUCUCGCGGGAUUACGUGGUGCAGGUGGUCGUCGGCCAGCCCCCGCCGGACGGCGCCCCCGCGGACGCUUGAAGGUGGCGCGGGAAACUUUUGGCUCGGACGUCGCCAUGACGACAAGGUGGAAUACAAUGAAAAAACCCAACGCUGGAUGAAAGGCUUCUCGUCACUUGACUGCACGAUCGGGGGAGAGCGAGGCAGCCGUGCGCCAAACGCUUUGAACGGACGACUUUUUCCCCCAAAUUAAAAA